Stomoxys calcitrans (stable fly) is the source of this 2157-nucleotide messenger RNA. RefSeq names its product protein zwilch (gene Zwilch). Gene Ontology annotation, cellular component: RZZ complex. The coding region runs from base 179 to 2104 and encodes 641 amino acids. NCBI's taxonomy places the organism in Eukaryota, Metazoa, Arthropoda, Insecta, Diptera, Muscidae. The record is from RefSeq and is a predicted model, not a curated record. Gene Ontology annotation, biological process: mitotic spindle assembly checkpoint signaling; protein localization to kinetochore. The transcript is spliced from 6 exons.
AUGCACAAAAAUGUGCAAAAGUAAUUGAAUAUUUGUCCAACGUUGCUAUAUAUAGCAACGUCAUUACGUUACGAAACGCCUUCUCUGAUGUUUUCGAUUGUUAAAAAAAUCGAUUACGAAUUCCUUAACCGAUUAAAAAAAUUAAAUUGCCUUCAGUCACAGCAGCAAUUUUUGAAAAAUGAAUACCGCGUCAAGUUUGGCAAAUGUUUACGCAUAUUUAUUGCGGAAAUAUGAUACGAAUUAUAUGAUAACUUACUCUACAAGUCCCACUUAUCUAGCCAAUAUCAUUGGUUCCGAUGAGGUUCAUGGGAAAAUUGUGUUAUUUUAUGUUGAGGAUCGUUCCAAAGUCAAGGCAAAUUUCACGUCUCCCUCAAAACUGAAGAUAAGCAAGCCAAAAAGUGAUGAUCUAGACUUGACCGGCAGUCCUUUAAAGGACGAUUGUGAAAUGGAUGCCAUAGACGAGGUUUCCAUAGAUAUGAAUUUAAUAAUAUCAAAUCCUUGGAAAUUGGAAGAAGAGUAUCACCAGGGUAUACCAGUUGAAAAGGUUAGAACAAUAAUGUCAAGUGAAGAAUUUCAACGUGGUUCAUCAGCAAAGGACGCAGCUGGUUCGGUGUGGUUUCUUUGUUCCUGCACAGAUGCAUCGAAGACAUUGCUUUUACAGUAUGAGUUUGCUCCUUACCACUUCCAAAGGGGUGUCAUUACAUAUAUGGGCAUUGUGCCUACAUAUUCGGUAACCACGCAAACUUUAUUGCACCAACAUUACUCGCUAAUGGGCAAGGGUUCAUCCUUAAAAACAUUCAUUGCAAAUACUUACAAUGUUAAGUCGAAUAUGUCCUUGAAGUGUACAUGGUCAACAUCGUCGAUGGUGCCAUCUCUGAUUGAUUUGAAUACAUGUGAGGUGACAUUGAAGCAAACUUAUCGUUUAUGUGAAUCCACACCGGCCACUGAGGUAUUAAUAAACCAGCUUCGUAUUCUUAUGACCAUACGUGAUGAUAUAUUAACCCAUAAACUGGCUGAAAAUUCAGAUAUCUCUCGAGAACCAGUGUACAGAUGUGGCAUUGGCAUUGAAAUGGGUGAAUUACGUGAAAACAUCAAUAAAGUGAUGAUGGAAAUAUCAGAGAUUGAUUCCAGUAAUAGCACUGCUGAGCGCGAUAUAGAAGAGGUCAUACAAAGUGCCAAUACAAGGAAGCUAUCGGAUUUAACGGAUAAGUUGUGGGAUAUUUUAAAACAAUGUUCUUCAUACAAAGACUUGAAGAUGGCAUUUAAUAUACUCUUUCAAUGUGCAGCACGAUGCAACAUUGUGAAUACUCCCACAAACAAGAAUCGUUUGGCCGAAAUCAUUACCGAAGUUGCCAAUCGCCGUUUGGCCAUACCUUGCCUUUCGGGUUCCGAACCUUUGGAGCUAUUAUUGGAAAUUGGUUUGGAGAAACUGUACAAAGAUUACGAAUACAUAUUUGUGGAGAGCAAAAUAUGCAGUGCCAACGAUUUGAAAAAUAAAAGUGUUCCCGAAGAUAAUAAAGAGAAUGCCGGCCUAGUGCCCAAUGUUCGGAAAUCUUUGCGUAAUGCUGUUAUGCAAGAUAGCGCUGCCUUGCGUAAAACUUUACUGCACAACGAUGUAAAACAUACCGCCAGUAGCAUGACAAAUGAUAUACUGGGCUUUAAGAACAGUAACUUUGAUGAGCAUGAAACGGCCAAGACCAUUUCCAAAUUACUACAAAUACAUUGUACACUGGAACAUUUGCUGAUGAUUCACUUACAUCUAAACAUAACUAGUGUAUACUAUGAAGUAUGUGAUCAACUUUUACGCAAACCACCACGUAUGGUAGAUAGUAUAAACGAUUCUCUGGAAGAUGAAAUGGAAAUACAAUUAUCAGUUCAUUAUAUACGCGAACAUUUGGAGGGCAAAGAUCCGCAUUCAAGACGUAUAACAAUGGAAUCGAAAAAUAAAAUACGUGAAGUUAAAACAACUUUUUACUAUAGCAUGGAAAAUGUAUUCCCACCCAAUAUAUCGGAAUGUUUUGGGACCGAAGAAAAGGAAUACAGCAAAGAAAAUAUUUACUAUAGUUGGUUAUAUCGUAAAAUUACUACCAUUAAAAAUCAUUAAUUUUGCAUAGAAAUAUAUCUUUGCAUGUUUGAUGUUCGUUCUAAAAUUCUCAA